This is a messenger RNA of Panthera uncia (snow leopard), 3910 nucleotides long. It is a transcript of the gene GLE1, whose product is annotated as GLE1 RNA export mediator. Gene Ontology annotation, biological process: poly(A)+ mRNA export from nucleus; regulation of translational termination; regulation of translational initiation. Gene Ontology annotation, cellular component: nuclear pore cytoplasmic filaments; cytoplasm; nuclear pore. Bases 164 to 2257 code for a protein of 697 amino acids. The transcript has 16 exons. Gene Ontology annotation, molecular function: inositol hexakisphosphate binding; translation initiation factor binding; phospholipid binding. The record is from RefSeq and is a predicted model, not a curated record. NCBI's taxonomy places the organism in Eukaryota, Metazoa, Chordata, Mammalia, Carnivora, Felidae.
CCGGCGCCGGAGGCGGGGCCAUGAAGCCGUUAGGGGCGGGGGUUGCCCUGCGUGGCUGCGUGCGCGCCCCGGAAGCGGAAUCGAGGGCCCGUUUCCGGGCGGCUGAUUCGAGGACUUGUUUUGUCCCAAGCGGAGCCUCUGAAGAGCUCCCUCAGGGCCGGCCAUGCCGUCCGAGGGUCGCUGCUGGGAGACCCUGCAGGCGCUGCGCAGUUCCGACAAAGGUCGCCUCUGCUACCACCGCGACUGGCUGCUGCGGGGCGAGGAUGUUUUGGAAGAAUGUAGGUCUGUUCCCAAGCUCUCUUCCUACUCCGGAUGGGUGGUAGACCAUGUCUUACCCCACAUGCAAGAGAAUCAACCAUCCUCUGAGACUUCAGAAUCCUCCAGAUCCACUUCAGACCUUGAACAACCUUCCUGUGUUCCCAAAUCUCCCGUCAGAACCCCUGCCUUCUCACCAGUUUCCUCAGCAACAGCAGAUGGAGCCGAGGACAAAUGUGAGUCCCAGCAUGCAGAACCUAUGGCACUUCAGUCCUCCCGGGGGAUCAAAGUGGAAGGUUGCAUCCGGAUGUAUGAGCUGGUGCACAGAAUGAGAGGAAGAGAGGGCCUGAGGCAGUGGCAAGAGGAGCAGGAGAGGAAGGUGCGAGCCCUCUCUGAGAUGGCAUCUGAACAACUGAAGCGCUUUGAUGAACGGAAGGAACUGAAACAUCAUAAAGAAUUCCAGGACUUACGGGAAGUGAUGGAGAAGAGCUCCAGAGAAGCCCUGGGGCACCAAGAGAAGCUAAAAGCUGAGCAUCGUCACAGAGCAAAGAUUCUCAACCUGAAGCUGAGGGAGGCUGAGCAGCAGCGCCUGAAGCAGGUGGAGCAGGAGCGGCUGCGGAAGGAAGAGGGCCAGGUCCGCCUGCGGGGCCUCUAUGGCCUGCAGGAGGAGGUGCUGCACCUCAGCCAGCAGCUGGACGCCUCUGAGCAGCAUAAAGAUGUGCUGAAGGUGGACCUGUCUGCCAUCCGGACCCGGGGCAACCAACUGUGCGGCCUCGUCUCGGGGAUCAUCCGGGCCACUUCUGAGAACGGCUUUCCCACAGCAGAGGACCAGGCUGUGGCUGAGAGAGCCCUGCAGGAAAUGCGGGACCUCCUUACCAGCUUGCAGCAGGAGAUCGCCAGGGCCUGUGAGGACAAGAGGAGGCAGGAUUUGGAGGCCCAGGUAAAGCGGCAAGACUCACACAUGCAGCAGGGGCCAGAGGUCCACAGAGAGACCCCAGCUCCCAGCCAGGGCCCAGGAGGGAAACAGAAUGAAGACCUCCAAGUAAAGGUCCAAGACAGUACGAUGCAGUGGUACCACCAGCUGCAGGAUGUUUCCAGUCAGUGCGUGUUGGCCUUUGAGGAGCUGACCAACAGCAAAGACAGUCAGGCCAAAAAGAUAAAGAUGGACCUCCAGAAAGCUGCCACCAUCCCAGUGAGCCAAAUCUCCACCAUUGCAGGCUCAAAGCUGAAGGAGAUCUUUGACAAGAUCCACAACCUGCUCUCCGGAAAACCAGUUCAGUCUGGCGGACGCUCUGUGUCCGUCACACUUAACCCACAGGGCCUGGAUUUUGUCCAGUACAAGCUGGCAGAGAAGUUUGUGAAACAAGGAGAGGAGGAGGUGGCCUCUCACCACGAAGCGGCAUUCCCCAUUGCGGUUGUGGCGUCUGGGAUCUGGGAGCUCCACCCCAGAGUGGGCGACCUCAUUCUCGCACAUCUCCACAGGAAGUGUCCCUACUCAGUUCCCUUCUACCCACCUUUCAAGGAGGGAAUGGCUUUGGAAGACUACCAGAGGACGCUUGGCUACCAAGUGAAGGACUCCAAAGUGGAACAGCAGGACAACUUUCUAAAGCGCAUGUCUGGGAUGAUCCGACUCUACGCCGCCAUCAUCCAGCUCCGGUGGCCGUACGGAGGCCGACAACAGAUUCACCCUCACGGCUUAAAUCAUGGCUGGCGCUGGUUGGCACAAAUCUUAAAUAUGGAGCCCCUGUCAGAUGUGACAGCCACUCUCCUCUUUGACUUCUUGGAGGUGUGUGGGAAUGCCCUCAUGAAGCAGUACCAGGUACAGUUCUGGAAGAUGAUACUUCUCAUCAAAGAGGACUACUUCCCCAGGAUUGAAGCCAUCACAAGCUCAGGACAGAUGGGUUCCUUCAUACGCCUCAAGCAGUUCUUAGAGAAAUGUUUGCAGCUCAAGGAGAUUCCUGUCCCCAAGGGCUUUCUGACCUCCUCCUUCUGGCGUUCCUGAUGGCACCCCGGCGCCCACCAUCUCUGUUCUGUUGCAGAGGGACAGUAAUAAAGCAACUGAAAACAGCUGCAUUUGGGAGAAGUCCUAUCAGAUUUAGAAAUCUACCAACCUGUGCUUUUAUAUAUUUGUACCCAUGACUAGGAGAGGAGAUCGUUCAGGGGUCCCAGAAUCUAGGAGGUCUCUCGUAGGUUGGACAGUCCUUAAGGGAUCCACAUGACAGAGUAAAUGGAAUCGGCUUUUCUCACUUCUACAAAUAUGGUGAGGUGUUUAGUUCUUGGUCUCAUCCUUCAUUUCCUUUGUCUCUGCUGUCUUUCAGAAAGUAGGUGGUACCUUAACCAUUUCCCUCUGAGCUGAAGUAAGCCCCCCACGCCUACUACCCCGCCCUGCUGCCCCUCCCCAGAGUACAGGUUAAUAGUUGAGGCCCAAAUGCUUACAUGAAAGUCUGGGCUAUGGUGGUUUUGUUUUCUCAGCUUGUGGAGUAAUCGUAAAUUCAGAGGAAAUGCCUGAUGCAGACGUGGAUUAAGCCCCAAAUUGUAUCAGAGAUAGUUUAGCAUCCGGGAUUAGGACUGUUGAUACAUGUCAUAUUGAACAGGAAGCACUGUUUGUCCUUUUAAUUGGGACUUCGCCCCCUGAAGGACUAGGGGUGCAGGAGCCAGAGCAGGUGUGGGGUUUUGUUUGUUUAUUUGUUUGUUUCUGAAUUUGAAUUAAGUUGAGCUGAGAUGGGUUUGCAACACUGUACAAGAGCCGAGCAUCUACAGGCAAUGAUUCAGGGGUUAAAUGAAGGUGUUCGGGAGGAACUGAGAACUGCUUUAUAAUUGUUUACAUGUCCUGAAUGAAGAAUGAUGAUAGAUUUGCCUGAAUAAAGCCACGACAGAAAUUCAGAACCCGGCUGUUCAGAUAAGAAUUGAGAUUUGUUUUACAAAAGACUCGCCGUCUUUUGUAGUGCAGAGGUAGGGAUAUACCCCUCUGUACCACCUGUUGUGUGUGGGGAUGUGUUUUGGGGAGUGGGGUAUUCCCUGGUACUCCUGAGUGGCUUGAAGUAACACACUAUGAAUUGUUGACUAUGGUGCCAAAAAAUAAGUAAUAAAGCUUGAUUUUAAAAAACCCACUGCUGGUUGAUGUGACCAAUUUCCUCUACCCUGAGCUGUGUACAUCACAGCUGUGUGCAUGGUCAGGCACAGGCCUAGCUAUAGAAUGGUAUAUGUUCCUCCCUAUUUUGUCUUCUUGACCUUCACCUAGGAAGAUUUUUCUUUCUGUCAUUCCUUUUCCGGAAUUAUGUACCUGACCUUGUUUUAUCUAGCAGAAAUGGAAAAGUACUGAAGUCUUUUCAUGUGGAUACAACAGAAUGAACUCUGGGGAAGGCGUCAGAAGACUUGGUGAAUUCACUUUUAGGUUUCGUGGCCUUGGGUGGGUCAUUCUCUGAACCUCAGGAUCACCACCCCUGCAAAAACACACGACGGGGAUUAGUCAUGAGAUGAGCAGUUUUCAGUGCUCUGUAGCUUCCCAGCCAGUGUGUCGGCACAGAUCUCCCCCUGUGGGGCCUGAGGUGGGCGGAGCCCCCAAGGCCAGUUGUUAUUUGCACUUGCCCUCUUACCUGUGCUUUACAGAUGGCAUAAUUGUCCAUGUAUCAUGACAAGAAACAGGUCAGGGAGC